Messenger RNA from Limulus polyphemus (Atlantic horseshoe crab), 3964 nucleotides. Its product is annotated as glutamate receptor-interacting protein 2-like. The transcript has 17 exons. Gene Ontology annotation, molecular function: protein binding. Gene Ontology annotation, biological process: neurotransmitter receptor transport, endosome to postsynaptic membrane. The annotation marks the transcript as partial. Lineage: Eukaryota; Metazoa; Arthropoda; Merostomata; Xiphosura; Limulidae. The record is from RefSeq and is a predicted model, not a curated record.
UUUUCAGAGGAGAAGCGUGGAACGUCGGUUGUUGAACUGGUUAAAAAAGAAGGAAGCACUUUGGGAUUAAUAAUUUCCGGUGGAACUGAUAAGGGUUCUCGACCAAAAGUGGCGAAUCUGCGUCCUGGGAGUAUUGCCCACAGGAGUGAUGCUUUGGCCGUUGGAGAUUACAUCAUUUCUGUAAACGGUAUUCGAACAACGAGACUGAAACACGAGGAAAUCGUUAAUUUGUUGAUGAAUGCCGGAGAAAAAGUCACGUUGGAAGUGGAGUAUGAAAUACCUGCAUCACCUGCUGAAGGGUCAGUUUGUAUGUGUCCAAAGGUUAUUCAAGUUAGUCUGGAAAAGGAAGAUGGCAGUUUUGGAUUUACACUGCGUGGAGGUGCGUGUUCUGACAAACUGAAAUGUCGACCAGUUACAAUCACUCAUGUUCGACCGGGAGGUCCAGCAGACAGAGAUGGAACAAUCAAAGCAGGCGAUCGAUUGUUGGCUGUAAACAACAUCAAUUUAGGACAAGCCACAUUACAGGAUGCUAUGACAGUUCUGAAGCACAUGGACAAGCAAGUCCUUUUAACUGUGGAAUAUGAUGUGUCUGUCAUGGAUGCAGUUCGUAAUGCCUCUGGUCCUCUGUUAGUGGAGAUUGAAAAGAGUCCAGGUACUCAGCUUGGAAUAACCUUGACACGUAUUCAGCGACCUGAAAAUGUUGUAGUGAUUGAAAGCAUUAAACAAGCCACAGUGGCAGAAAGAUGUGGAGCUCUCCAUGUUGGAGACCAUAUUCUGGCAAUAGAUAAUACACGAGUUGACCAAAUGACAGCUGCUGAAGCUACUCAGCUCUUGAAAACCUCACUUGGAGAAGUGAUUCGACUCGAAAUUCUUCCCAUUAGUCAGAUGGGACUGAGGAAUGUCCCAAGUGUUAAUGUUCGAAGAGGGCAACUUCCACUACCAGCGUCAAGCACAGUACAAUACGGAUACAGUUCUUCCAGCUAUAAUACUUUGUCUUCUGCUGGGGGUCAUUCGACAAUGUCUUCAACUAAUCAUGCACUUGUUUCCUCCUUUCUACCUCCACAAGGACACUGGACACUGCCAACAGGAUCUUUAUCAUCUAGUAAUGCCAGAGCAGUGACUCCAGCAGGUCACCUAUUUCAUACUGACACAACCCAGGUCAUAUUACAAGCAGACCACCGUGGAUUUGGUUUUACUGUUCAAGGAUCUACAUUUACCACAGAACUGGUGUCUUCUCCAUCAUUAGUAGGUAGUAUUGAACCUUCAGGACCAGCAGAAAGGAGUGGUAUUCUUCAAGCUGGAGACAGAAUUUUGGCUGUUAACAGACAGAGUACGCUCGGAAUGACAGCAGAUGAGGUCACAUCACUCAUUCAGUAUUCUCUUCCUCGUGUGAUCCUCGAUAUUGAGUUUGAUGUUGCGGAAUCUAUUGUUCCUAGCAGUGGAACGUUUACUGUAAAGUUACCUAAGCAUGGAACCGGGUUAGGGAUCACUAUUGCUGCACAAAGAUACCGUAAACAGGGAGAUGCCUUGAUUAUUUCUGACAUAAAGAAGGGAAGCAUAGCACACCGAACAGGUACUCUUCAACCAGGAGACAAGCUCUUGGCCAUUAAUACUAUACGUAUGGAUAACUGUACGAUUGAAGAUGCAGCAGAAAUUCUCAUGGCGGUUGAAGAUGUGGUCAAACUUAGAAUUCGAAAAGAUGAAACAUAUUCAGAAGACCCAGAAGAAAGUGGUGUAGUAAUAUACACUGUGGAAUUAUUACGUCAUGGUGGACCACUAGGAAUCACCAUCUCUGGAACAGAAGACCCAUUCGAUCCCAUACUUAUCUCAGGUCUUACUGAAGGUGGCUUAGCUGAAAGGACAGGUGCUAUUCAUGUUGGUGAUUGUCUCUUAGCAAUUAAUGGGCAAAGUCUGAGAGGUAAACCACUCAGUGAUGCAAUUUUCAUGUUGCAAAACUCAGGAAAUGCUGUUACUCUCAAGAUCUGCAAGCAAUCUGGCGAUAAAUACCACCUACCAAGGAGAGAGAAAACAGAGGCUCUACCACCAGAUUCAGACAGCUACCCGAGUAGUUUCCGAAGUCCACCUCCUAGUGUGGACAGUGCUGUGGAAUUGUGGGAUAGCUCAGGAUUGGAAAUGUCUGUCAGUGGAGUGAGGAGCAAGCAAACACCACAAACUGACAGAAAAGUUUCAAAAGCACUGACAACUCACAAUUUGUUUGCUGACAUAAAUAAGAAUGGAAAUGGUAGUCCUCAAGGUAGACCCAGCUUGAAAGUGGACAGAGCAGCAGCCUGGGAAGAUGCUGAGUGGGACCAGAGUCACAUGAGUAGCCACUCCCUUAUUUCAGAAGGUGACAGUAAGUCUGACUGGUCUAAAGUGUUGGAAGACCUGGAAACCUGUGGUCAGUCCGAGCUCCUACGGCAGAUCGAAGAAAGCAUCCUGGGUGGCGACCCAACCAAUGUGCUCAACCAACACUUCGACUUUAGCAGUCCAGUCCAACUCCAGAGUGAAGAUGACGUGUACAGGUCAAAGCCCGUGACAGUGUCGGAAAUUCCACUCGUAGAAAGAGACACUCAAGGUAGACUCUUUUUUACUGAUCUUCCAGAUGAAAACAGUUCUCUGCAGGGCUCAAAUUCUAAUACAUUACUUCAUUCCUUUGUAAGUCAAAACACAGAACACCAGCACUCUAUAGUGGAUGACAACAAGUUCUUACAUUCAUCCUACGAGGCUUCGGCUAUUACCCCAGUUCCUGUGGAAAUUCACAGAGUGACCUUAUUUAAAGAUGCAGUUCAUGAUGACUUUGGUUUUAGUGUAUCAGAGGGCUUGUUUGAUGGUGGGGUAUAUGUGAACUGUGUAAGACCCGGAGGACCUGCCGAUCUCAGUGGCUUAAUGAAGCCACUAGACAGGAUACUACAGCUGAAUGAUACGAAGGUGUGUCACUCUGACUGUUCUACAGUAGUACCAAUGAUUGCUUCAGCUGGUGAACAGCUUCAUCUGAUUAUCACCAGACCAGCUUACAAAGAACAAGCAGCCUGUAACCAAUGGGCAGAUGUCGGUCAACAUUCACCAGCAGAGAGUGCUCAUCUAGUUACAAAAACUUUAUAAGAACAUUUGUUUAUAAUAGGAAACUAUCAACAAAAGAUUAGUACAAUGAUGAUUUAUCAUGAAACUUUUUGAGUCCUGCAAGUAAAGAAUAUAAAACUGUUACCAAAAGAUCAGUACAUCGAUGGUUUAUCACAAAACUUUUUAUGAUGUGCAAAAUAUAUAAUAUAACUUAGGAGAAUUUGUUGAGAAAAAAUGAAUACUCAGGUUUUUCAUGUGCAUAUUUCCUUAUUAUGUUCUCUGCACCAAGGUUUGAAUUUAUUAACAUUAGAUCACCAUUCAUGUCUAAUACUUGGAACAUACUACAGUAAUAUUCUUGAAACCUGUUAUUUUUUAUUACACUUAUCUUUGUUCCUGUCAUGCACAUUCACCUUCACUGAAGUUAUCAACAAUUUUUAGAUUGAGUUAAUGUUGUACAGUUUAACCAGUGGUAGAUUUACAUCAAACAUUUGUAUAAAGAGUUUUUUGGGCAGAUUUUUUUCCCUUGUUUAGGGAUCUGGGGUUGUUUAUAUAAAACGUAAUUUAACCAAGUUGUAUUAGACUAAUGUUAUGUUGUGUUUAACAUUAUGUUUGUCAAUACAGUGUGUUAAUCCUGUGUGGAACACCUUCAUGUAGGUGUUUAGUGUUAGCUGUAUAGUUCGUGAAUUGAAGUAGGUUCAUCUUAUGGUUGGAACACUUGUUAGGGGAUGUUAAUAAUUAUUGCAUUUACCCAUAAUUAAUAUUUUUGUUAGAUAUAGCUGUGUAAACUGUAUAAAAAAAGCCUUUCCCUUACCUCUAUUAAUCAAAUUCUUUUAUUCCCUCUCCUAGAUCUGUUAAAUAUAACUGCAUACCUAAUGACAUCUUUUCUCCACUUCUCUUUAAUUAU